Messenger RNA from Penicillium angulare, 366 nucleotides. RefSeq lists its product as uncharacterized. The record is from RefSeq and is a predicted model, not a curated record. Bases 1 to 366 code for a protein of 121 amino acids. The transcript has a single exon. Lineage: Eukaryota; Fungi; Ascomycota; Eurotiomycetes; Eurotiales; Aspergillaceae.
AUGUCCUUGCAGCUAAUCGAGGACCUUUCCCUUCGACAUGAUGCUAUGAUGAUUCGAAUGGUAGACUAUGUCAGGAUGUAUAAGCUUCUGAAUUCGAAACCACUACCAACCGUCUUCGAUGAUUCCAUUACAGACGACAUGCUGCAAUCGGGUUCAUUGCCAAUUGAGAGGCUUCGUGAUAUGAAUACCUAUCAAGGAGAAUUGAUCCAGUCCUUCGACGACUUUAUCCAAUCUGUGCAGUCCGCUGAGGCAAUUAUUCAGGACCGUCUUGAUUAUGGUCUUGAGAACUUGCGCAGGAUACACGAGGAACUGGUUGCCAAGAAAGGAGAAAACAUGGAAACUGAAGAUUGGGUUUUUGGACAGUGA